AUGAGUUUCGGAUUCAGCAUUGGCGAUUUCCUCGCUGCCGCACAGCUAGCGCACAAGAUUCGCAAGGACUUUAGCGGAGCGCCGAGCCAGUUCAAGAGUCUUUCUGACGAAACCAAACUUCUGUCCAUGGUGCUUCAAGAUGUCGACGUCAAAGUGGACGAGUCGGACCUCACCCCACAACAAGAGACCAACCUAGAGCAAGCCAUGAGCACGUGUGAAGCCGUUCUCCAUGACCUACAAGCUGUUUGUGACAAUUUCAGCGACAUGGAUACCUCGCAAGGCCAUUCUCGCAAGUCUAUCCGACGAGUUUGGAAGAAGCUCAAGUGGGAGCCUGACGAGGCUCGAGAGCUUCGUGAGCGCAUCAGUUCCAGCAUUUCUCUGCUCACGACAUUGUUGAACCAACUUUCCAGCGAGACAACCGUUGCCGUGAAGAAAGGCGUCGACCGUCUGAACGAGGGACAAGAUCGUCAAGAACGACUUAACACUCUCAACUGGCUCAGCUCUUUUGACCACAUGGCUCAACAGAACGAUAUUUCUGCUCGAAGGGAGGCCGGUACAGGUUUGUGGCUUCUUGAAUCCCGAGAAUUUGUGUCUUGGAAGUCCUCCAAGGGCAAAACCCUCUACUGUCCAGGCAUUCCCGGUGCCGGGAAGACAAUUCUUUCGUCCGUAGUGGUGGAGGAACUCACAAAGCGAUUUCAAGACGACUCGAACGUCUGUGUUGCUCACGUUUACUUCAAUUAUCAGCAGCAGGAGAACCAAACUAUCGAUCAAGUCUUUGGAAACUUGCUCAGACAGCUCGUGGCGGGGCAAUCCCAUAUUCCAGACGCUGUUCAGGAUGUCUACAAAGAACAUUCAAAAAGGGGCUCCAAACUGAAAUUCGAAGAGAUUUCUAAGAUUCUCCACAGCUUGUCUGCCCUAUACUCAAGAGUUUUCAUCAUUGUCGACGCCCUCGAUGAAUGCCCCUCACGGGACGGGCGCCGGAACAUCCUGUUGUCAGAAAUCAUGAAGCUGCAAACUGCUCUCUCAGCCAAUGUCUUGUGCACAUCCCGGCCCAUCCCCGACAUCGAAACAUGGUUCCCCAAGGCUGUGUCCAUCAAGGUCCGAGCCAGCGAGCAUGACGUUCGAAAGUACCUCGAUGGUCAAAUAGGGCGGCUACCAGGUUUCGUGGCACGCAGCCCCGAGCUCCAAGAGCAAGUCAAGAAACAGAUAGUGCAGGUUGUUGACGGAAUGUUCCUCCUUGCCCAUCUUCAUCUGGAGUCUUUGAUGUACAAGCGCACUGCCAAGGCCCUACGCACAGCCCUCGAAGGACUCCCACGAGGUUCGACUGCCUACGACGAUACCUAUGAGAGAACUAUGAGACGAAUUGAAACACAGUCACCUGACCAGGCAGGCCUCGCCAAGGACGUGUUGCAGUGGAUCGUCUGCGCAAAGACCCCCCUGCCAGUAUCAGAAUUACAGCACGCUCUGGCUGUGGAAUCUGGUGAAGAUGAUCUGGACUUUGACAACCUCCCGGACGCUGAUGACAUGGUGACCGCCUGCGGAGGGCUAGUCACCAUUGACCAGGCAAGCGGCAUUAUCCGUCUCGUUCACUACACCACUCAAGAGUACUUUAAACGCACCAGAGAGGCCUGGUUUUCCACUGCUGAAGAAAAAAUGGCCGACGUUUGUCUCGCAUAUCUGUCGUUUGAGCCGUUCAGGAGAGAGCAAUGCAAAACCUCUGGCGCGCUCCAGAAGCGUCUUGAAGACUGGCCGUUCUAUCAAUACGCUUGCCAAUAUUGGGGAUACCAUGCUUGCCAGACGUCGCCUGCCAGAAUACUAUCCUUCAUCCGGCUGAAACAAGCUUUUUGUUCCUCUCUUCAACCCUUGUUCCAGACUCAUGGGUUUGUCCGGAACCAAAUUGGUCCAACUUGUAUAGAGCUCGGUUAUGGCAGCGGUCUGUUUGGCAGCAAUCUGUUGAAUUCAGUCAAGAGCCAAGUCACCGGCCUUCACAUCGCCGCUCUUUUUGGCCUUGUUGCCAUUGUGCCGGAGCUCGCCAUUUCCGAUACCGUCGACAAGCAAGAUGCCAAGGGGUGGACACCCCUUGCCUUCGCGGCAGUGCAGGGUCAUGACCCUAUGAUCCAGCUGCUGCUCGAACAUGGAGCGAAGGUUGACGUCCAGGAUAAAAUAGGUAUGACUUCCUUGCAUCGAGCUGUGAUAAACGGACAUGCCAAAGUUUGUGAGACACUGGUUGAAACCGGCCGAGCCGAUGUGGAUCUCAAAGACUAUUAUGGUCGAACCCCUUUGUCAUAUGCUGUCGAAAGAGACUCGACCUCAAUCGCAGAUGUUUUAUUGAGAAUUAGUGAUGUCUACGUCACCUUUCCGGAAUUUGGAGAUAAAAUCGACUUGGACUAUUACGAAGGUGCUGCCCGUGAGUCACCCAUGUUUUACGCAGUCAAGCAAGAGAACGAGGAGAUGCUCAAAAGACUGCUCGCGACGGACCAACCAAAAUCUGUCGAUAUGCUUUUGGCAAUGGCCAUAAUGUUUGGGGAAGAACUCUGCUAUCUUAUGCUGCGCGCCAAGGAUAAAGAUUAUAUGCAGAGGACACCGCUAUCCUAUGCUGCUGAAUACGGCCAUGAGCAGGUGGUUAAAUCCCUCCUACAGGCUCCCAACAUUGACGUCAACUCGAAAGACGACAAACAACGGACUCCACUGUCAUAUGCUGCUGAACAUGGCAAGAUAGAAGUUGUCGAAGCGCUUCUACAGACAUCCGCCAUCAAUGUCGAUCCGAAAGCUGCGGAUACAUCGCUGGACAAGUCCAUCGCGGGCCAAACGCCUUUGUCAUUUGCCGCCGAGAGAGGUCAUCUUCAAAUUGUGGAAAGACUACUCGAAACUGGCCACGUUGACCCAGACGCGUGUGGCAGAGGUCCCCUUUGUCGGGCACCUCUAACAUGGGCUGUCCUGGGUGCAGGAAAAGUUCUUCCAAGGAACCAAGAAGAACAAGAGAGUUUCACGGCCGUGGUAGACCUUCUGUUGAGAACAAAGCCAGUCGACGUCCAUUCUUACCCUCUUCCUUCUCACAGGAUAGUAAAUAGUUUCACACCUCUCUUGAUUGCCACCAGGGAAUUGCGUAGCCCAAGGAUGGUCGAGUUACUCCUGAAGAAUGGGGCGGACGUGAAUGCAACAUCAGACGACGGUGCAACACCGCUAUCGCACGCCCUCAAGGUUGGAAACAAGAUGGUUAUUGAUCUGCUCUUGGAGUAUGGCGCAAAACCGCUGGAGUGA
Fusarium keratoplasticum is the source of this 3261-nucleotide messenger RNA. Its product is annotated as NACHT domain-containing protein. The coding region runs from base 1 to 3261 and encodes 1086 amino acids. NCBI's taxonomy places the organism in Eukaryota, Fungi, Ascomycota, Sordariomycetes, Hypocreales, Nectriaceae. The transcript has 6 exons. Gene Ontology annotation, molecular function: protein binding. The record is from RefSeq and is a predicted model, not a curated record.